Messenger RNA from Linepithema humile (Argentine ant), 3641 nucleotides. RefSeq names its product proline-rich nuclear receptor coactivator 2-like. Lineage: Eukaryota; Metazoa; Arthropoda; Insecta; Hymenoptera; Formicidae. Gene Ontology annotation, cellular component: nucleus. The record is from RefSeq and is a predicted model, not a curated record.
GUAAGGAGCAUCUAUAAAACCGAAAACAAGAGGUGAGAGACGCAGAGUGUCGAAGGAUUAUCGUAGAGAUGUAGAUAAGGGUGCGCGAGCCUCUGGUAUCCGAUUGAAAUGACUGCUAUUUGUGUGUACGGUACAGGCGUGGUUAAACAAGAGCAAACAACGAGGCUGUUGACUGUGCAGAACGAGAAAGAAAACGAACGCGAGAAAGCAUAAUGGAAACGUCCAGAAAGGCUGACGCGUAGUAGUGUGAACGUAUUAUAUACAUCUACGUGAAACGCGUACGACUUUCGUUUGUUAGACGAAGUUGAUCUCUGAGUUCGGAUAAAGGUUGCACGAUACGCGUUCGAACGAAGAGGUCCACGGCGAGCGGUGUAACAACGCAACAGAGGCCGCCUCGUAGACAAACAACUCGCAUCCGCCAUCUUAGAAUAAAGAGAAGGUUUGUGUCGGCAAGCAAAAAAACGUGCAUUCUGUAAUUGGAAAGAGUAAGUUAAAGAGAAAGAAGCAGCAGGACGAGGAAAGGGGCACUAAGGUGGCUAACAGUCACCGGAUGUGGUCAAAUUUGCAAGAAAUGCACGUUGGGAGGAGCGCGAGAGAAGAGGAGCUUGAAGCAAGGUAGCAUCGCGCUAACAGGUUCCCAGGGUUUCCCCACCGCACUCAAUUCCUACGUCUCGUCAUCGUUGUCGUCCCCACCACCGCGCUACCCUGGAUACUGUGAUUAUUGCGCAGUUGGAAAAAUUUGUUGAGCACGGACGCCGAGGAACGCGGGUUAUCGUUUCCGAGAGGCAACCCGCGAACAACUACCGCCGACGGGUUAGUCGGUCUCAUCAGAAGAGUGAGUGGUAUACGAGUUGAAGCAGAUACUGAAGCGAGGAGAACGAGACGAACAUCCGAGCCAUGACGAAUUCCGCGCCCAAGCUAGACAACGCCAGGGUGGACCGCCAGGCCUCGCCUAAGGUCGGGUACCAGCCAAACUAUUAUCAUCAGCGCUGCAACAGCAAAUCGUCGCCGUUUCUUUACAAGAACGGCCGCCAUGCAGUUAGGAACACCAAGGACGGCCGACAGAGUUGCAGUCCGUACAGUCCGUCAUCCAAGAGCGCGAGGAGUACGCCGCAGCAACCGCAGCAGCAGCCGCAGCAGCAGCCGCAGCAGCAGCAGCAGCAACAGCAGCAGCAGCAGCCGCUGCAGCGCUGCGAGCAGCGCAGUCCGAGCAGCAGCCCGACUAACAACAGCUUCUACGCGGGCGCCAAGUUCUCGGAGACGCCGUCGCCUGCGAGUUUGCCCAAGCCGCCGAGCCGUUGGACGGACACGACGGCAAGAUUAAUGGGCAGCUGCCGUCAAUCGGACAGCGCGAGCGAGUACACUAGACAACUGCGUAUAGUGCUGAACGUCCAGGCUUGAUACCCGAAAUCUAAUUCAAAAUCAAACAAGACCAGCAGCGUUCGAGAAAGAAGGCGAUCGUCAACAGCUCCUAGAGAAUCAGGUAUGAUAGAAAAUCGUCGUCGAUAAAAAACAAAAAUUAUCGGCCAAGAGGAUAACAAGAAUAUGUGAUGAUAAAGAUGAUAACGAUUAACAAUGAUGACGGUGACACCGUGUGCGGGCCGUACACACGGGUUUUCGGUUUUAUCGCGCAAGUGGACACCGUGAUCCGUUCUUUACGCUAAGAUUACGCAUCCAGCAUACAGACUCGAAAACUAUAGACUAUAUACACCGCGGGGUGACGAUGCGGCGCAUCGGUGCGUCCCGAUGCCCCGCGAUCGAUGUGUGCACGCGAGACACAUGUUGUAUAUGUAUAUAUUGCGUUCUGGAACUCCAUCACACGCCGUCACUGUGACAAGGAUGUAAGUAAUAUUGUAUUUUAGAUUAUCGUAUAUCGCUAAAAUCUACAGAAGGAACACACAAGGAGAGAGCCCCACAUAACACACAUAUAUUAUCUGUAUUAACAUCCAAACACAGACACGUACGAGAGAAAAAAAAAAAGUAUACCAUUCUCAGUCUGACGAGACGACAAGCGCGGACGAGGCGAAGUUGCACCUCGCGGUUCUUUAAACGAUGGGCUUCAAUGUCGACGCGUUCUCAAAAAGAGAGAAGCGUCUGCUACUUGUUCGCGACCUUUUUUUUUCUUUUCCAGAUCGAAGCCCCGCGUUUCGCGUCGCUCUCGAAAUGAUCCGGUGUUGUUCCCGUGUUGUACGUGGUUUUAUACUUAACCGAGUUCUUCUAAUCGUCACAGCAGCAAUGACAUCGCGGCGCGCGCAAUUCGCUGCUCGCAGGAAUGCUGGACAAACAUCUUAUUCGUUUAACAGGCCGCCCGACUAACGAUCGUUAUUAGUAUACUUCUUUAUUAUUAACAGUUUCUUUUGCGGACUUUAUCAUUUUUUGGUAUUUACGGAUUGUAAGAGACACAGCUUCACACGAGAGAUUUACUCUCCGAGUAGACCUUUUUAGUUUCUGUUUAUUUUUUUCUUUUUCAGUUUUUUUUUUGUUGGGGAUAUUUUUUAUUUUCUGCUAUUCUCUGCUACGUAACGAAGUAAGGCACUUAAAGUGUAAGAUUUGAGUUUCUUAGCGUGUGUUAGAAGAGUGGGAGUUAAUUAAAUAUGACAUAACAAGGAGGAUCGAACACGUGGAAAGACGAUCUGAAUGAGAAAUGAGACGCUUUGAAUGAAUAUGCUUUAAUUAUAUGAAUGCUUCGGAUAUAUUACGACAAUUGUUACAACGUCACGGCAAAUUUGCACUUUGAUUAUAUUUUCCAUACUUUGCUCUUCGGCAUGUUUCAACAAAAUCACCGAUGAAUCGCGUAUAACGCAAAUUUAAAAUUUAUUUUUAAAACCGUGAGUGACAAAGGGAGAAGAAGAGUACCGACUGAUGCGUUCGUUGCAAACAAAAACGAUCGCAAAUGCGUCUCUUAUUCAUAAUCAAUUCAUGACAGAUGCAAUCUGCUUAUUUAGUAAUUGUCAUUUCGUUGUUGAGAAAUUAAAGUGCUAAUAUAUUCCGAUGCUUCAUUCAAAUAUCGAGCACGAAGUUUUGAGGGAAAAAAAAUGACGACUAUGACAUUGCAAUUAUCUGACAGUUCUUGUCAACUGAUGCUGGAUUAGUAAUUGUCUGCCCCUUCUUAGAGUGUAAUCAUAGUUAUAACGGAGAAAUAGGACUUGAUUAGCAACGGUUGACUAAGGGGUGAUAUUGCAUCCCCGACGGGAUGGAAAUCCGCAAAAGUAGAUAAAAAAAAAGCAGAAAAACGGUUAACGUUUAAUCGAUGUCGAACACAACCCGUCCUUAAAGAGAUGUCAAUCCUUUGUGCGCAUUUCCGGAAGGUUGUUCUUGUGGAUUUAGGAAGCGGGAGCGAUGCACCGAGGUUUUCCGUCGUUCACGACACACUUCACGGGCGCAAUUGUCAUAUCAAACUCGCACCACUUCUAUCUAUAUUGGACAGUAAAUGGACUUAAUCUAUAAUACGAUAACGAUAACAAUAACAUUAAGGCUAAAUAAUAAUAAUGCUAUAGUAAUAAGAUAAGGCCUUAACGAUAUAAUAGCGUGGAGAAUACGAUAUCGAUUUCAUUUCGGUUUCGUCAGUUCAGAAUUUUAAAAUUCACACAUUGUUUUUCUUUAUUUUUUUUCUUCCUCCCCCCCUUUUUUUUGUUUUCUCU